Vidua macroura (Pin-tailed whydah) is the source of this 2322-nucleotide messenger RNA. It is a transcript of the gene INO80B, whose product is annotated as INO80 complex subunit B. Gene Ontology annotation, cellular component: Ino80 complex. NCBI's taxonomy places the organism in Eukaryota, Metazoa, Chordata, Aves, Passeriformes, Viduidae. Gene Ontology annotation, biological process: chromatin remodeling. The coding region runs from base 68 to 1381 and encodes 437 amino acids. The record is from RefSeq and is a predicted model, not a curated record. The transcript is spliced from 6 exons.
UAUUUCAGUGGGUAUUUGAGGGUUUUUUGUGGAUAUUUCAGUGGGUAUUUGAGGGGUUUUUUUGUGGAUGUUUGAGUGGGUAUUUGAGUGGGUUUUUUGUGGAUAUUUCAGUGGGUAUUUGAGGGUGUUUUUGUGGAUAUUUGAGUGGGUAUUUGAGGGGGGUUUUGUGGAUAUUUCAGUGGGUAUUGGAGGGUGUUUUGUGUGGAUAUUUCAGUGGGUAUUUGAGGGUUUUUUGUGGAUAUUUGUGCGGAUUGAUGAAGUCCUCUCUCAGCCUUCUCCCUGGACAAACCAGCCCCGGCUCUCUCAGCCUGGGAAGUGCUCCAGACCCCAAAAGACGCCCAUGGCCUCCUCUGGGCCCGCUCCAGGAGCUCCCUCUGCUCCCGAGGAGCCCAGACUCGGGCCCAGCUCUCCAGGGCAGGAAUGCGAGGCGGGCGGCCAUGGCGGCCACAAGAAGAAGCACAAGAAGCACAAGAAAAAGCACAAGAAACGGCACCACCACGAGGCGGGGCCGCCCCCGGGGCCCGAACCCCCUCGGCAGCCCCGGCUGCGGCUCCGCAUCAAGCUGGGAGGGCAGAUCCUGGGCACCAAGAGUGUCCCCGCGUUCACGGUGGUCCCCGAAGGGCCGCAGUCGCCGUCCCCCUCCCCUCUGCUGGCAGGGGACGAGGAGGAGCCCAGCGUCCCCAUCGAGCAGUACCGGGCCUGGCUGGAUGAGGACAGCAACCUGGCCCCCUCCCCGCUGCCCGAGCUGGACCCCGAGAGCUGCUUCCCUCCCCGCGAGGAGGAGGAGGAGGAAGAGGAGGAGGAGGAGGAGGAGGAGGAGGAGGAGCGGCGCUGGCUGGCGGCCCUCGAGAGGGGGGAGCUGGACGACAACGGCGACAUCAAGAGGGAGGUGGACGAGUCCCUGCUGACGGCCCGGCAGCGCGCGCUGCUGCACAAGCAGCAGAGCCAGCCCCUGCUGCAGCUGCCCAUGGGCGCCAAGGCCAAGGAGGUGACGGAGGAGAUGCGGGAGAAGCGGGAGGAGCGGGCGCGGCGCCGGCGGCUGCAGGCCGCCCGCAAGGCCGAGGAGAGCAAGAACCAGACCAUCGAGCGCCUGACGCGCACGCACAAGGCCAAGGUGAGGGCCCUGCGCGAGCGCCGCGCCCGCCCCGCGCCCUGCCCCGUCGUGCACUACCGCAGCGCCGCCGACGGCGUCACCGUGUCCUUCCCCGCCGGGCUGCCGCUGCCCGCCGCCGCCGCCGCCCCGCCCGUGCCCCCCGCCCGGCCCUGCGCCGUGCCCGGCUGCCCCAACCCCAGGCGCUACAGCUGCGCCCGCACCGGCCGCCCGCUCUGCAGCCUGGGCUGCUACCGGCGCAACCUGCAGCUGCUGCAGAGCGCGGGGUGAGCCCCGCUGAGGGGGGCUACGGGCCCGCUGCGGGGGCUACGCAUCUUCUCCAGGGGCUACGGAUCCUCUGCGGGGGCUACGGAUCCUCUGCGGGGGCUACGGAUCCUCUGUGGGGGCUAUGGAUCUUCUCCAGGGGCUACAAACCCUCUGCAGGGGCUACGGGCCCUCUGUGGGGGCUAUGAACCCUCUGCAGGGGCUACAGACCCUCUGUGGGGCUACGGAUCUCCUCCAGGGGCUACGGAUCCUCUGUGGAGGCUACGGGCCCUCUGUGGGGCUACAGACCUUCUCCAGGGGCUACAGACCUUCCUCAGGGGCUACAGAGCCUCUGUGGGGCUACGGAUCACCUCCAGGGGCUACAGACCCUCUGCUGGGGGCUGCGAAACCUCUGCAGAGGCUACAGGCCCUCUGUAGGGGCUACAGAAGCUCUCCAGGGGCUGCAGACCCUCUGUGGGGCUACGGAUCUUCUCCGGGGGCUACGGGCCCUCUGUGGGGCUAUGGAUCUUCUCUGUGGGGCUACGGAUCUUCUCCGGGGGCUAGGGAUGCUUUGCCGUGGAUACACGGCCAGGUCAUGGGGCCACAUGGACACCGGGAGUUCCCGGAUUGUCCACACGGACGCAGAGGGCUGGGAGGAACCCGCAGAUCUCCACCGUGGGCAGCUCCAGGCCUUCCACACGCACCCAGAAGGCAGAAGAGGGGGAUUCAAAGCCCCCGCCGUGGACGCAGAGGCUCUGGCCACGCCACACGGACACAAGGGACCCGGAGAGCUGCAGCUCCUCGCGGGCACAGGGACUUCUGGCUCCUCCAAAUGGGUGCGGACGGCCGGGAUGUGGCGCUCCAGGCUCUCCACCGUGGACACGGAGGGUUGGGGACCCCGGCAGGGGCUGGGGGCGGUGCUGAGGCGGGUGCUGGUGUGGCGGAGCUGAUUAAAGACUGUUCUGGAA